GGCGCAUGACGUCACACUUCUGUGGGCAAACACACGGAGAAAAUAUCUCUCCUGCACAGACCGGAUCUUUUUUUUCCUUUUUUUUUUAAUGAUUUUGUUGUCUAAAAACGCCACCAUGUUGCCUUUUAAGAGAACUUUUGAGGGCGAGAAGCAUCAGCUGCAGGAGCUGAACGGCCGGCUGGCCCAGUACCUCUCCAGGUCGCAACAACUGGAGCGGGAGAACGCGCGUCUGAUGGGCGAGAUCAAGCAGCUGAGACAGGCCACGGUGGCGGAAAGGGAGCCGCGGUACAAGGCCGAGAUGCGGGAGUUGAGGAGGAGCCUGGAGCAGAUGUGCCUGGAGAAGUCCCGGGCCGAGGUGGAGAGGGAGCGGCUGUGGAAGGAGCUGCAGGAGGUGCGCGCGCAGUGCGGCCAGCAGAGCGCGGCGUGCCGGGACAUCAGCGUGGAUCUGCGGGGCUGCGAGAAGGAGCUCCGGGACGCGCACAAGACCAACACUUCCCUCCAGCAGCGGUUAGUCGACCUCCAGAACGAGUGCGCCUUCCUGGAGGAGCGACACAGGCAGGGGGUGGAGCACCUACGGCGUCAGGUGGGCUCCGGGCCGCAGGCGCCCUGCGUCCUCACGCAAACCUACACCGGGCCCGCAUCCGCGGAGGAGGUGCAGUGCUACGCCCGGGAGCUCUCCGAGGGAUGGAUGGAGACCCUGGAGGUGUACCAGCGGAAGGUGGAGGAGAUGGAGCGCACCGUGCAGGAGGAGCAGGCCUUGCUGAGCGACCUGCGGAGCGAGAAGCAGCAGCACGCCGUGCAGCUGGACAAAUUACGCACGGACGCGGAAAAGCAAGGGCGGCUUCAAGCGCGUCUGGAGGAGGAACUGAUGCUCAUGCAGGAGAAGUUCGGUCACGACGUGGGAGAAUAUCAGAUGAUUAUUGAGCAGCUGGAACGUGAGAGGAACAUGAUGGCCGAUGCAAUUGGUAAGAAGAUGCAAGAACAUCAGCAUCUUCUGCAGGUCAAGAUGGACCUGGGCAUGGAGGUGGCUGCCUACAGAUCUCUUUUGGAAGGUGAGCGAGCUGGUCUUCAAGACCCCCAUAGGAGGGUGAACCAACAUUCAAGAGAAAGAUUAUUAGAUAUCAAGAUGACCGGCCAACCUUACACUCCAAGAACCACAACCAGACAGAGUAUGGAUGUCAGGUUUACACCACCUUCUUCUCAUCUGAGAAGAUCUCCUGUGGUUCAACCAGGGUCCAGAAGUCCCUCAAGAGUGGUUCCAAUUUCCCUUACAACCAGGACGCAAAAUCAGAGUCCUGCUUCGAGAAGGGACAUGAUCUCAUUCAUUAAAGCCCGGAGUGCCUCUUCUGCCGCUGUUCCCACUUCCACAGAAGAUAAAGGAGCAGUAAAGAGUGGGAAGCAAAGUCAAAAGUCAAUAAGAACGGAAGAGAAAAGUAAGAAAGUCGAACAGAUCUCACUGGUAGAGAACCAAACUAGGUCCAUCAAGUCCUCGGCUGCUGAGACCACACCGAGAAAAGUGCUCUCACCAGGGAUUACAAGCCUGGACACAAAACCAAUGUGGAUGAAAGAGGUAGAUGAACCAGAUAAAGGAGAUGACAAGGGGUUUAAAGAGGAAGGUAAAUCUGAGUCCACGAUGGAGACAAGUGAGGGAAAGGCAUUCAACAGUGUGUCUGUCGAGGAGAUAAUUGAAAAAGUCAUCAAACCAGCUGGUUUGGAAGCCAAAGAUUGUUCCUCUGGAGAAUCAAAUAUGACCUACCACGUAGAGAAAACUACACAAGAGGAUGGCUCGACUAAGACCCAGAUUGUGCUAGAGUCCAAAGUGAAAGAAGAAGUGGAUGUUUCUGUGGACUCUUCCCUAGAUCAGCUGCUGAGUCAAGGAGUGCAGAACGUAUCUCUGGAGGAUAUCAAGGACACAGCGACAGGAAGCAUGAUCAAGAACCUGCUAAGUGGCCUUCAGGGUCAGGGUAGUCUACAAAACAGGUCAGUCAAUGUGGAGAUCAUUGAGCAAGCAGUGGAGUCUUCUGGUGAUGAAGUUACAGAAAAGUGUUUUUAUGAGCCCUCGUCAUAUUUCCAAAUUGAGGAGAUGGAAAAUGAACAAGAUGCUCAGAAGAGUGCUGCUGAUGACAUGAAAACUAUGGUUGAUCCUAAGAGUGGAUCUGUUCCGGUUCAUGAGGUCAUUAAGGAGAGUGAAACUUUAUAUUUCACCCAUGACCAAGAGCCUGAGGAGUAUUUUGUCUCCACACCUGAUGAUAAUCUCUCAGAACUUGAAGAGACGUGUGGCAUCACCUCAUAUGGUCAUUAUGGCAUUGUGGAUGACUUGUCUGAUGAGAGGUAUUAUCAAGAAGACAGACUUCCACAAAGCAAAGCCAUCGUUAAGGAACAAGACGACUACAAGUUUACUCCAGGGGAACGUUCCUUUCUCAGAGAGAGUAUUCCUGAAUGCAUCAUUGAAGAGGAGAUUCGUGUUUCCCCAAUAGUGCAGGAGUCAAUGAUGGAGUUCCUGCGAGAGGACUCUUUGGCGCCUAAAGAACAGCUGAGGGGUGCUUUGGAGAAAUUACAAGGUUCGGUGUCAGGUCCACUAAGGGAUGAGUUAGCUUAUCUAACAAAAGUUAGCGGUGAAAAUCCACAAAAUGUGGCUGUGGACAUCAAGAAAGUGCAGAAGUCGAGUGACAGCGGAACCACCACCAUAGUCGCAGAGCUUAACGUCUCCCAAACUCUGGAGGACUCUGGGCUGCUAGAUGAUGACGAUUUAUCGGAUGAGCAGAUCAUGGAAGCUCUGAGGUCUUCUCACCUGGGUAGUGCCUUGCAGGGAGGCGCAAGGGAGGGCUACAGCUUUCGGAUCUCCAAAGAACAGCAGGUUAUGCUCGGCGAUGAGUUUGACUUCACGAGGGAAGGCGAGUCAACGUCAGUUCUUACAGAAAGACAAAUACAACUAGGGCCAUCCGAGAAGACCUUUAGCAUUCAGAUGGAGGGGCACAGCAGUCACACCGAGGAUAGUUCUGAUCAAGAAUGAAUGAUAAAAUUACAAAAUGUUGCUUUCCCUGAAAGAAGACUGGGAGUACUUAAUCACGCAUCACCUACCACUCACAAAGGACACAAUAUCUCUAUUUGUUGUACCCUGAAUGGGAUACAGAGGGUUACAAAGGAUCACUCCAACACUGUUUCAAUGAUUCUUAUCAAUGCAAUACCGGCCAUACUUCUGGGAAUAUGUCCAUCAAUGUCUCUGGGAUUGCUUCUAUAUCUAUAUGCCAAAGUAAGACUCAUAUGGAUUUUUGCCUAUGGACUAUCUGACCUGAGAGGUUUACGGUUAUUGGAGUGGAAGUUGACUCUUUGCAUCCACCAUCAUCCAAAAUGUGUACCCUAGUUGACUUAAAAAUAGACUAAUUUGAAACAUGUCACAUGUUCUUAGUCACAUUUUCCCACUGUCCUGUGCAGAGACUUUCCAAUAUUAUGAUAUACAGUUUUGUGCGAAAGUCUUUGUCCAGUUUUGAAGACUUCAAAUACAGAGGAACCUGAACUCACGAGCUAAAGUAUUUCCCUGACCAAGCUUGUAACUCAAAACACUCUUAUCUUAAAGGCCUACUGAAAUGAGAUUUUCUUAUUUAAACGGAUAUAGCAGGUCUGUUCAAUGUGUCAUGCUUGAUCAUUUCGCGAUAUUGCGAAAUUUUUGCUGAAAGGCUUUAGUAGACAACAUCCACAAUGAAGUUCGCAACUUUUGGUCACUAAUAAAAAAGCCUUGCCUGUACCGGAAGUAGCAGACGAUGUGCGCGUGACGUCACAGGUUGUGGAGCUCCUCACAUCCUCACAUUGUUUACAAUCAUGGCCACCAGCAGCGAGAGCAAUUUGGACAGAGAAAGCGACAAUUUCUCCAUUAAUUUGAGCGAGGAUGAAAGAUUCGUGGAUGAGGAAAGUGAGAGUGAAGGACUAGAGAAAAAAAAAUAGACGGCAGAGCGAUUCAAAUGUUAUUUGACACAUUUACUAGGAUAAUUCUGGAAAAUCCCUUAUCUGCUUAUUGUGUUACUAGUGUUUUAGUGAGAGUAUAUGAUCGUACCUGUACAGCCUGAAAGUCGGAGGGGUGUGGCCACGGGUGUGGUGACCGCCAGUGUCACUGAGGGAAGCCACGUUUCUCGACGAGGCAAAGCGAAGGCUGGCGUUGGGGCCGGGCUGAGAUUUUUUUUUUCUCCCUCCUCCAUGUUGGAAGCAUCCCACGUUUGGGGGCGGCCGGUCGGAGGAGGCAAGAGAGUCCGCAACUGCCUCUUUGAAAGGUGCACGAAGAACGACACAAGCUCUCCGCUCAUGUCUACGGUAAGAGCCGACUUAUUACCACAAUUUUCUCACCGAAACCUGCCGGUUGACAUGUGGUAGGGAACCAUGUUUGCUUGACCGCUCUGUUCCAUAGUAAAGCUUCACCGUCAUCUUUUGUGAAUGUAAACAAGGAAACAAGGAAACACCGACUGUGUUUGUGUUGCUAAAGGCGGCCGCAAUACACCGCUUCCCACCUACAUCUUUCUUCUUUGAUGUCUCUAUUAUUAAUUGAACAAAUUGCAAAAGAUUCAGCAACACAGAUGUCCAGAAUACUGUGUAAUUAUGCGAUUAAAGCAGAUGACUUAUAGCUGAUUUUGGGGCUGGAACAAAAUUUCCGCUACAAUCUGUGACGUCACGCGCACACGUCAUCAUACCGCGACGUUUUCAACAGGAUACUUCGCACGAAAUUUAAAAUUGCAAUUUAGUAAACUAAAAAGGCUGUAUUGGCAUGUGUUGCAAUGUUUAGAUUUCAUCAUUGAUAUAUAAACUAUCAGACUGCAUGGUCGGUAGUAGUGGGUUUCAGUCGGCCUUUAAAUCAGGCACGUCCAUUGAAAUGAAUUGUAAUCAAUUUAAUCUGUGCUUGCCCCACCCAAAUCAGCUGUCUUUAACAUACUUUGGAAAAAAAUGUUUACUUUUAGAUAACUAAUUAUGUUUAAAAAACAUUACAAUAGCAUGUACUACAUAUGCUUCUCCAUAUUUGUAUGGAUAAAUGUCCUGUUUGGGGCUGCAUGCCACAGAGGCUAGGCUGUGUGUUGCAGACUGACAAUGCUGUGGUCAGACUGACUCAUCUGGUUGGCUAAGCAGUCAGAAUUGCUGAAAAAGGUUUGUUUCUCUUAUUAGGUCAUCCACUUCUUCUCCUUCGCACUAUCUUUCUGAGUUUCUCAAAUUGGAGUGGAGGAUAAUGUCAAUAUCUGGCUAUGGGCUGUGGACUAUUACUUCAACUAGUGAUGCGGGGAAGCACGUAACACAAAAUGUGCUCACAAAUUUAAAUCUAACAAAAGAAGCGGCUGGUAUCCAGAAAUACUUUUAGGUUGAGAUAUUUUAAAUUGAGGCACCACUGUAGAAGGACAGACUCGGCAGGAUUACACAAAAAAUUCCAAACCAAUCUUCACCAUGAAUUGAUUAACGACUUAAACAAGUUGAAAAACUUAUUCGGGUGUUACAAUUUAGUGGUCAAUUGUACAAAAUACAUACUGUACUGUGCAAUCUACUAAUAAAAGUUUCAAUCAAUCAAAAAACAAACAAACUGUUUGUCAAGGGAUGGCAUGUAGAUAUUUUGGUGAAGUGUUGGAUCAAAACACAGAUUCCUCCUACAGAACUUUUUGUCAGGACGGAGAGUAGCCUGCGAACAAACUGAAGGACAAACCAAACAAAAACACUUUACAGUCAAGGUUUUACAGACUAAAUUAAACAUUUGCGCAAUUAUCGAUUUUAUUUUCAAAUGUAUUGCAACCAACAUGCUCGGUAAAGCUGUGAUAUUUAGUAAUCGGUGAUAUCGCAAGUGGUUGUGUUUUUACAAUGAAACACUAAACAAUGCAGCUCUUGUCUCAUGUUUAUAACAGCUGGUGCCAUAUAGUUAAAAUAUAUCAAAUACUACACAUAUUUUCAUUUAUGAUAGUGUCCUCCUGUUUUACCUAUUGUUGCAGUAGUCAAAAGGGAUGGAGUAUAGCUUGUUUCGGGAAGAACAUUAUAGCACCCAGUAUGCUUUUGGAAGUCUAUUUCUGUCCUAGCCUUUGCUGUGCAGGUUACACUUGUUGUGCCACUCAUCACCCCACUCUCACAACUUUGUGUGCCAGGCUCGAGAGUUUAGUUGGGAGUUAAAAUGGGGGCAGUGCGCAGUUUUUGAAGGAAGCGGGGGGAUUACGUUACCAGCUUGUAUUUAGAUUAGUCCCCCAGAAUCUUUCAGAAUGAUAAAGUUAAGUAUCAAUGUCGCGAAGAGGAAAUGGUUGCAGUGUCUGGACACUGUUUGCUUGACACGUUAUUCAAGUAGGAUCCUUACUUAAGUGUGUGUUCAUUACCGCUCACUAUUUUUGUGUCGGCUUACUGGCGCUGGCUGAGUGCUCUCAAGGUUUUGGUGUGUUGUUUACAUGUUGAAAAGGGGUCAGGGAAGGUCACAUGGCUACUUGCUGUGUACAUUUCUCUCAAUAGCUUCUGAAUUACAUGUUGAAAAAUGAUUAAGAAAGGGAAAGUUGAUUUCAAAUGUCCUGUAUUAGAUCACCUGCUGUGUGUCUGUCAUUGCAUUAUUGUUCAUCCCAACAUCAAAGGCUAUUUCAAUGCUGCAGUUUGAACAAAAUGUUACUUUUUUUCCCCUCUUUCACCUUAAUAAACAAACACACUAUGUUCA
Messenger RNA from Nerophis ophidion (straightnose pipefish), 6649 nucleotides. RefSeq names its product synemin, intermediate filament protein (gene synm). Gene Ontology annotation, cellular component: neurofilament cytoskeleton; costamere; sarcolemma. Gene Ontology annotation, biological process: fast-twitch skeletal muscle fiber contraction; intermediate filament cytoskeleton organization. Gene Ontology annotation, molecular function: intermediate filament binding; structural constituent of muscle; vinculin binding. The record is from RefSeq and is a predicted model, not a curated record. The coding region runs from base 89 to 3013 and encodes 974 amino acids. NCBI's taxonomy places the organism in Eukaryota, Metazoa, Chordata, Actinopteri, Syngnathiformes, Syngnathidae. The transcript has 4 exons.